Molecule: messenger RNA, 791 nt
Organism: Protobothrops mucrosquamatus (brown spotted pit viper)
Lineage: Eukaryota; Metazoa; Chordata; Lepidosauria; Squamata; Viperidae
Gene: FBXO36
Product: F-box protein 36
Exons: 4
Coding region: 22-591 (189 amino acids)
Biological process (GO): SCF-dependent proteasomal ubiquitin-dependent protein catabolic process
Cellular component (GO): SCF ubiquitin ligase complex
Molecular function (GO): protein binding
Source: RefSeq, a predicted model, not a curated record
ACUGGGAAUUGGCGUCCUAAAAUGGCGUCUCUCCUGGACGAUACUUUGUUCGAGACGCGCGGACAAGCCCCGGCACCUAGCAAAGACUUCUACCAAAUCACCGUUACUAGGAAAGAUGUGAUUUUCAGGUGGUGGAAAAUUUCUCUUCGGAGUGAAUUCCGUGAAGCAAGGCCUGGAGAACUCAAAGAAUCUCAUGAAGAUUUCUUGGAUGAUCCCUCCCUCCAAAUUCAAAUAGCCAUUGUGUUUGGAGCAAGCACUCUGGAGCAUAUCUUCAAUCUGUGCAGAGGUAAUUUUGAUUUCCUGGUGCGACUGCCUGAUACAUUACUUCUGUACAUCAUGUCUUAUUUGGAUCUUGAAGACAUUGCAAGGCUUUCCCAAGUAUCACACAGACUUGAAACGUUAUGCAACUCUGACAAACUAUGGGAAAUGAUUGUGCAAGAUUUAUUGGGCACCAUCACACCAGAAAUGAAGUCCCUGGCAGAAGAAAUUGGGUGGAAGCAGUUCUUCUUCACUAACAAGCUUCAGCUGCAAUUACAGCUCCGAAGAAGGAGAAAUAAGUCAGCUGGUUCUUCUGCAAGUCUGACUGAUUAGACAAGUAUUUUUCCUAAUUAAACAUGUUGAAAUGUGUGGAUUUUCUUUUCUUUUUUUUCUUUUUCUUUUGGUAAGCUGAACAUCUUGUUUAGCUUUUUAGAAAAAAAUCUGAUCACAAGAUUUGAAUAUAUAGGCUGCCUUAAAAUAUGCUAUUAGAGAUGUCUGAGAAAAUCUUUGUUAUACUAUAUUAUUCCAUACAU